AUGCCACAAGUUCAUGAAUAUCUAUUAGGAUUACUUAAUUAUUUUUAUUGGUUUUUUGAAAUAACAAAUAAUACUUCAUUAAAAACUGAACAACACAUAGAUUAUUCACAAAUGGAGAAAAAUCGAAUUCAUAUUGCAUAUGCUCAUUUACUUGCUUCGUUACGUGAACUUAGUUGUAAAUAUGCUAUAUUAUUAUUAGGUACUGAUCUAAAAGAUUUUCAUCAUAUGCGUAAUGGCGAUCUUUUUUAUUCAUGUACGAAUAUUGAUCGAACUAUCCAUGAAUCUCUUUUUAUUCUAUCAACUUAUUUGAUUUGGAUAACAUUUUAUCGACAAAAUUUUGAUUUAAUUCAAAUUGAAUUAGCUCGAUUAUUUCGAGCUGGUAGUCAUGUAGAAACAAUCAAAAUUCCAAUCACAGAAAGUUUAGAAGGUCGAAUAAAAAAUGAAGUAUCCAAUGUACCUAUGGCUCGACAUAAAUUGAUUGAUUGUACAGAAUUCUUUUCAAAAACUAUGGCUAAAAAAGCAGCAAUUAUGAGAACAAGUGAAGUUUCUAAUAAAAAUCUAUCUAUACAACGUACAAGUUCGAUGUUUUGGAAAUCAAAUGAUAUUUCUCAUUUACAAAAUCGAGUAAAAGAUUUCAAUAUACAAGAAGAAAAUGAUGAAUUAUAUGCACUUGGAUUCGAUGAUAAAUCACCUUAUUAUCGUCAAAAACAUAAAUUACGUAUUUCUCAACAUAAAAAUCGUAUUCGUAGUAUUUUAACGAAACAAUUCAAAAAUAGAAAUGAAAAUCUUACCGAUGAACAACAUUAUCAAUUGAAAAGUAAUAGCACGAAUGAGCAAUCAACAAAAGAAGAAAUUAAAAAUAAAAUACAAGAAAAAAAUCGAACAAAAGACGAACGUGUUAUUAUGAAACAAUUUUUAAGUUCAUCAUCUUAUAAACAUUCAUUUAUGUUACCUGCACCACCUAAUCCAUUGAAUGAUUCUCAUAGAAUGAAAGAAAAACAAUUGAUUUUACCUAAAAUUCAAUUUAAAUUGAUAGAAAAUAUUGGUAUUAUUGGAAAACCUUAUUCAGAUUUCGAUUUAAUACGAUUGAUAUUAAAACCGAAUAUUGAAAAUAAUAUAACUAUUCCUUCAGAAUUUCUUGUAACUAUGCCAAAUGUAGUUCAUCAUAGUUAA
Molecule: messenger RNA, 1173 nt
Organism: Adineta steineri
Lineage: Eukaryota; Metazoa; Rotifera; Eurotatoria; Adinetida; Adinetidae
Source: the annotation of a GenBank genome assembly